Molecule: messenger RNA, 3962 nt
Organism: Mastomys coucha (southern multimammate mouse)
Lineage: Eukaryota; Metazoa; Chordata; Mammalia; Rodentia; Muridae
Gene: Vwa3b
Product: von Willebrand factor A domain containing 3B
Exons: 28
Coding region: 161-3757 (1198 amino acids)
Source: RefSeq, a predicted model, not a curated record
CAGAAACCGGACUCCUGCAACUCUGUGCCCGAGGCGGGGACCCUUCGCCAGCAUCAGGGGGAGUCACAGCCUUGUCCAGCAGUGGGAUGCUGGCCGCGCCCACCUCCUGCUCUGAGCGAUAGGCGCAGAGGCAGGAGCCACUGAACAAGACCAGGACUGCAUGGCAGAGCAGAGUCUCCUUUCAUCGGAGCAAUGGCUUCAGCUGCACGGGUUAAGGAGCAAGAAGCUGACCUUGAAGCAGAUCUUACCACAGAUCGGAUUCCCACAGAGUGAAGAUUAUGUGACUUCGUUGAGGAGACUCGUGGCUUCUCGGUAUGCUGAUGGCCUGUUCCCACAAUUCUACACAGCAGAAGAUGGCAGGCUAUACAACCUGACAGCAAAGUCAGAGCUGAUCUACCAGUUUGUGGAUUACUUAACACAAGCUGUGGAGAGCUAUAAGCAGCGGAUGAACUGGCUUACCAGCGGGAGCCGCCAGAUUUUUGGUGUUAUCUUGGAACAGAGAGUCACCAUAGUGCUGGAUUUUGGUGACGCUCUGAUGGAGGAGCUCGAUCUGUGUCGGGAUGCUCUGACAAUGGUCCUCCAGGAGCAGGUGGCUCUCAUCACCAGGUUCAACAUCAUAUGGGUUUCCACAGAGCCGGUGAAAUGGCAGGAGUAUGCCGUCAUCGUGACUGAGUACUCCAUAGCUGCUGCCAUCAGCUGGAUAGAGAAAAUGGCUUUUGAGACAAUGGCUGUGAGAGAGGUUAGCUCUCUGGACACUCUGCAGGAAGCUGGGAAAGACAAAACCAUCGAAGCCAUCUACUACUUUGUGGUGGGGGAGGUUCCUCAGGAGUCCCAGAAGUUUCUACUCACGGGGGUUCUGGAGAUCCCAUAUCCAGUCUGUACAGUGUCCUUCAACGCCAGAGGAAAAGAAACCAUCACUUUCCUAAAAGAUCUGAGCACCCAGACCCACGGCAGAUUUCACGCCUUUGCUGAGAGAACAAAGUGUAUAGAGUUCUCUGCAUUUUCCACGGAGGACGUUGACAGCUCCAUGACUUGGAAUUCACGGAAACUGAAAGGGAGACUCCCUCCAGGGGCUGGCGUCAGAGAGGAUGUGUUUCUCAUCUGGAGAGAAAUGGAAGAAGCCUGCAGCAUACUGGCUCAGAUCCGGAGCCUGGUGGACAAGGCGCCUCAGUCAGAUGUGUCCCCAGCUGACUGCAGACCAAGGCCGGUUGAGAGUAAAGAAAAUGAAGAAGACACCUGGGACUCCCAGAAGUGGCUCCAGAAGUACGGCUUGAAGGCUCAGAAGCUGACCUUUUAUGAUAUCCUCGCUGACUGCUCCUUCCACCAUGCUGAUGGGGUGGUUGAUAUAAAAGCCAAACCAGAAAAUGAAUCAGUGCAGACCAGUGCGGACACCAAUAAGAAGACAAUCCAUGCCAAAUACUGCAGCAGAUUCAUCCAUGUCCCCUGGAAGGAUGGGAGCUUGGUCCAUGUCAACAUCACCAAGGAGAAAUGCAAGCGGUACAGGGAGAGAAUCCACACAGCCCUGGCCAAGAUCCAAAAGAGGAUUAAGUGGCUACAAGAUGGGAGUCACAUGCUCUUUGGCAAAGCUCGUGGAGAGUGCAUCUAUGUCCUCAUUGACACAUCUCACUCAAUGAAGAGCCGACUGAACCUGGUCAAGGACAAGAUCAUUCGGUUCAUACAGGAACAGCUGAGAUACAAGAGUAAAUUCAAUUUUGUGACAUUUGAUGGUCAGGCAAUUGCUUGGCGGGAAAAACUUGCUGAAGUCAAUGAAGAUAAUUUGAAACAGGCUCAGUCAUGGAUUAGAGACAUUAAGGUUGGAAGUUCCACAAAUACCCUCAAUGCCCUGAAAAUUGCUUUUGCCGAUGAAGAAACACAAGUAAUCUACCUUUUGACAGAUGGGAGACCUGAUCAGCCACCAGAAAUGGUGAUGGACCACGUCAAACUCUUUCAGAACAUCCCCAUCUAUGCCAUCUCCUUCAGCUACAAUGAUGAGGUUGCGAACGAGUUCUUGAAGGAGCUUGCUGCUUUGACUGGAGGCGAAUUCCGCGCUUAUAACUUUGGCUGCAAGGAUCCUGUUCAGGAUAUUCAGGAUGAAGAUCUGAACCUUCUGCUUCAGGAAAUGCAGCAGGGUUACAGCAACCUGAAGAAGAUGCAGGAUCUAUACACCGAGUCCUUAGUCAACGACUGGUGGUACAAUGCAGACAAGGACACAGAUAGCAAGCAUCAAAAGGAAAUCUCAUCCAUGGUUUCAACGCCAGAAAAACGGGCAAACUCUCAAGCCGACACUGAUUCAAUGGCUUCUUCAUCCCCAAAUGUGUCUACAGGGUCAUUGAAGCUUUUGGAGGAAAAGACACAGAAAAAGAAAAUCCUUCAUGCAGAAUCGACCAAAACAAGCAUCCUCAGAAGCUACAUCUCCAACUUCAAGAGCAGCAUUCACAAGGGCAGCUCCAGCUCCCAGAGCUCCACCUCCGCUCUCAGCAACAGAGUCUGUGUUCUUAGCUCUUCGGACAUGUCCUCCAAAACCUGGCUCCAAACUCAUGGCCUGGUGGCCAAGAAACUCACCAUCGCAGAUGCCUUGGCUGGGGCUAUGGUACCCCACAGCUCCACCUAUGCCACCAUCCUGAAUAAGAAUGUUGUCUCCAAGGUCUUUGAUGAGGUGUUUCCUCUGGCACACGAGUGCAACAACAGCAAUAAGAUGAUAUUAACUAAUCCCCAUGGAGUCAACCUCAGUAUCUACAAGCAAAAUGUGGAACAGGCCAUCAAAUCCUAUGAGAAACGCUUAAAUAAAAUUGUCUGGCAAGCUCUGUCUGAAGAGGAAAAAGAGAAGUUGGAUGCAAUCAAGCCCAUAGAGUACUUGGAAAACAAGGCAGUCUUAAACAAAGCCCUGGAGCGGCUGAAUUGGCCCAUUUCAUUGAAAGAACUCUCGAUGCUGGAAAACGAAAUCUUGGCUGGGAAAAUGUAUGUCCAGCAAGCCAUGGAGCUCCAAGAGGCUGCCAGGAAGAACCAUCAGAGCAGGACACUGCAGGAGCAGCAGAAAUUGCAAGGGCAUCCAACAAAGAAAAUCAAGUCAAGAAAACUAGACCCUCUCAAAGGCCAGAAGGUCAUUGCCAGAUGUGAGGAAAAUGGCUUCUAUUUUCCAGGGGUUGUGAAGAAAUGUGUGAGUUCCUCCCAUGCCUUGGUAGACUUCAGGUACGGAGAUACCAAAGUCGUACCCAUCUCUUUCAUCACACCUAUUGGGGGUGCCAUGCCCUGUCCACAACUUCAGGUUGGGGAUUACGUGUUUGCCAAAAUCAUGGCAAGCAAAGGAUUUGACUUCUAUGUCCCCGCCAUUGUUAUAGCACUUCCAAAUCACAGUGUGGCUUCAGAGAAAUUCUACACAGUUUUGAAGUGUAACAACCGCAGAGAAUUUUGCCCUCGGAGUGCUCUCAUUAAGAUCAGCCAAAACAAGUAUGCUUUGUCUUGCUCAAUGAUACGGUCAUCCGUGGUUGAGAAGAAUGAAGAAGGAGAGGAAGACGGAAGUAACUCUUCCCACCUCUGGACAGUGAGUGAAGAAGCCACUGGGUAUUUGAAACAGCCAAGACAAGAGAACUUCAGAAAGAAGAAAAAGAAGCCCUCCAAGAGGUCACCUCUCCAGGAGCUAACAUUCUCAGAUUCCGAUGGCUCUUCCCGCAGCACCAGAGAAGGCUUUCCGCACGUGGCGAAGGACACCGCCAACUCCGCCUUGGCCACACCGGCACCAGGAGCAGCCCUGCCCUGACAGAGUCCAGCCACCCACAGCGAAAGGGGCUGGGGAACCACCGCUGAGGAGCCCUAACAACCCUGGUGGCAGCUAACUUUAAGCAAGCCACUGUCCCCCAGGGCUGCUCAGACCUAGCCUCUGGACCCUGUGGAGCAAGCCUCUCUUCUGAGUCUGUUGUAGGUACCUCUGAAUGCAGAACCCGAAUAAAAUCCCUUACAUUACA